CCCCUACCACUGCCGCCACUCAUGCGCCGCGCGACCUGCCGACCACACGUGCACCCCACUACCGAAGAUCAACCCGGGAAUCAAACAUUGCACCGACGAACGCAACAGAAGACGCUUCCCAUUACCAUUAUGUGCCAGUGAUCGAACACCAGUGAUUUUUGUAAGCAAAACUUAAGUGAAGUGACUUUAUCGGCACGUGUAAUGUGCAAUUGAAGGGUGACGACAGGAGUGUAUAAAGCCGCAGCCUCAACCGUUUCAUAUAAAAUAUGGUGAGAGGGGCGGCGCUAGCGCUGCUGGCGCUGACGGUGUGCUGCGUGCGCGCCAGCGUGCUUGUGCCCACCUACGUGUUGCCGCCCGACUCGUUCGUGCGCGAUCAACGCAGUCUCGGCCCACCCCCAGAUACUGACACCGCGGAGUCUACGAGGACGAUUAAACGACUCAUCGGCGGGCACAUGAAAAUAAAACCCGACAAAGAGUACAGUUCGAUAAAAAACUCGAUCGAUUUCGAAGAUAAGCCGUCGAGCGGAAAAUUCGCAGGCGUGAUUGCGCCGGACCAGUCGGGCGGCACCGUAGGAUGGAACCAAGGCAUUUGGGACGAUGGCAUGCUUAUGUCGAGCGCGGGCGAAGGGAAAGAGGCCGUUAAAACCAAAGAGGAUGACGAAGACAAAAAAACGCUCUCCGACCAGGUGGCGGAAGGAAAAUACGGCUUAAUACAGAACGAAAUAUUUUCCAAAACACCUAAGCGCCCGGGAAUAGUUAGCUAUGAACCUAAUUCAGAAACGAGACAGAAAGAUAAUUUACAAACUCUCGGAGGUUUGAAGAAAGAUGAAAUAUGGCUCGCGGAAGACCAUUUAUUAGUUUUGAAAGGAGGAUCCUUCCCGGAGCGCACGAAAGAGAGCGAACGUAAACCGUGGCCGCCGAUUGACGACUACCAGGCGCCCAGAAGGCAAGUAAAAUUACCGCAAAAACCUAAAGUGCCACCGCCCUUUCCAGUACGUCUCACCGACGACGGACCGCUCGUCUUCCUCACACCAAACGGUAGUGUCCCUGCGGCCCUUUUCCCACCCUUCCCAGCGGGAGAAGGCGAAAGCCCUCUAUAUCCUCCGCCAUUCGCCUUCCCGCCGGGACCGUCCUAUGCCACGGGUGACUAUCCGGGAAACUCUUCUGCCGGGGGAGCGCCGUUGCCAAUUCCUCCGUUCCCAUUCCUACCCGGGAAUGCGAGCGAAGGACCGUUUACUUUCCCUGCAUCCAUGAACGGCUCUUUUCCAGAAGGCUUUCCUCCGGGCGCAGCAUUUCUACCACCACCAAGCAACCAGACCGAUUUGUACGACGAAGACGACCCUUCGAUUUACUAUCCGCCGCCUUACAAUUUUUCUUACCACGCGGACUACAAUAACAGCGUGCCAGCGGGACCAUUGGUACCUGGAAUAAUACUGCCUCCGCCUCCAGAUUUCUUUGCUCCAGUAGAAGAGAAGACAGAAAUUAGUAAAACUAGUACAUCGAAACCGACGACACUUCCCACGUAUACGAGGCAUAAACCGACUGUUAAAACUUCAACAAUGUCUGUGCAUCGCAAUAAAUAUAAAACAAGACCAACUACAACACCAGAUCCUACGAGAACAACAGAAACACCAACAACAAUUACUACACCUCCGUCUGUUGAGAUCGUCACUUAUGAAACACCUAAGAUCCGGAAACCACAAAGAAUUCCUUCACGAGUUCCUAUACGAGCGCAAAAUUUACCCGAUGAAAUUACAACACGACCAAAAACAGAAAAACCCGUCUACAAAACAAGAACAAAAGUCACAUCAAAACCAUUAUCGGUUUCUGUUAUUUAUGAUUAUCCAGAGGAAAAGGGUACCAAAGAGCCAACUACAACUGAGUACCCUUACAUCAUAUAUAAUUUACCAGAAAAAACACCGAAUGUAUUAAUUGAUGAACCAGUAACGUCGACUCCGGUGCCACUGAGAGCUUAUUAUUCUAAUACCCAAAAUAAUAUACCAACUACUAAAUUACAGCCAGUGUAUAAUCGCAAACCGAAUGAAAAUGCUUUGGCCUCUUUUUACUUUUAUGACGAACAACCUAAAACUUCACCAUCACCUGCCACUUACUUCGAUGGACGAAACUAUUACAAAACUGUGGCUUCCAAUCCACCUCAGUACCAGCAGCAAAAUGUUCAACAGCAAUCAGGGUUCGCACCAUCAGUAGACGUUGCUUACGGAGCAAUUGACCAAACUGAUGCGUUAUUCUUGUGGCCACAGAAACAAGGUCCGCGGACGCUUACACAGGAAUAUUUCAGUAUACAGAAACCAAGACCACAACCUGCGUACGUGCAACAGAACAAGCAACGGCCAGAAACAUUCUACCAACAAAUAGCUGAUAUUCAACAAACGAUAGACUUCUUUACAACAAAAAGGCCUAAAUCUCAUUCCCAUAGACAACAUGGUCACAAACCCAAGGCGAUCACUUCGCGACCUGUUUAUCAAUUCAGCUACCAAUCCCAAUCGCAACCGGAACAAUUUCGAGCGCCAAAACUGGAUCCUGAACCCUUCCGGCCCAUGGUGAGCUACAGCAAACCUUUUAACUUACAGAAUGAAUUUAAUGCAAUCACACCUUCCGUGGGACCUGGUUAUCAUCAGCAAUAUUUGAUUGAAAACGUACAAGUAACUACUGAAACACCAACAUCGACCAGAUUUUAUCCUAAGACAAAAACGCAAGAGGAAGACUACGUCACUGCACCCGCCAACAAAGAUACACGACCAAAAGGGAACAGAAACCAUAUUCCAAUACAGAAUGAUAAACCAGCAGUACAACAUGUGACAAGAUACCCCAGUACUACAGCUAAUCCUAUAAGCCACGGCUACUACACGAAACAAGACGAAAGAUACCUCGAUGACAUCACAAGAAAUUCAUUCGACGUGUUCGGGAAGAAGAUAGAAGAUAACACCCAUGAUGUGAACGGUUUGGCUGUGACAGCACCUAUAGAAACUGUUAAGACACCGAUAGAUAACGAUCUUAAUUUGAGGUACGCUUAUGACAUCAUCGAUCAGCAGGGCAACCCACCAUCCCUAGACAGAGAUACCUUAGUAAAUGAACGGUUUCCGAGGCCGACCAUAAACCCCGACAGUGAACCUAUACAGCCUAACAACGCCGAGUUAGUGGAUCAGAAGCCACCGUCGUUACUGCAUGACACCUUAGUCAACCAGCGGUUCCCGAGGCCGCCGAUCAACCCGGACAGCGAGUUCAUUCCCAUUCCGAAUCCGAAUCCUCAGCAGUACAGAAUACAAUCACAAGAGCAGAGGGCUCAUUACACCGGGGAGCAGUACGAUCUAAACGGGCCAUCGUUAGGGAGUGAUACGGCCGUGAAUUAUGCGCGACCUUUGCCGCCCGUGAAUCCCGAUGCAGAGUGGAUAACGCCUGUGAACUCAGCGGGCGAAGGAAGGCCGGGGUCGUUCGUGUCAUAUCGAUUGCCAGGAGAAGGCGCACACGUGUACUUCCUGACACCUCAAGCAGCGCAAGCGGCACAAGCAGCCCGCGAGAGGUACCGCUCGCCCGGAUACGGACGGUGAAUCCAAAGCUCUAGUCUCCUCAGGAAACGGCGCGCAAGUGACGCGACGUGACAAGUGUAAAUAUAAAGCGCAAAUGUGAUGUUUUAAGUGUCCUAAGUAGUGUAAGAUACGAAAGACUAGCGGCGCCGACCGCAUUGCCAUAAUAUUAAAUAAAAACGAAAGUUUUUUUGUUUGUGUAGUUAUACUCGAAUUUGUUGACAUGUAUAAAGGACGCUACAGUGUCGACGACUUAUUUAUUAAAUUAUUUUUAAGAUAUCGUGGUGCAUGCCUAAUAAUUAGUUAAUUUAUUUGUCAGUAUUCUCAUUGAACUCUAGGGAAUGAUGUGAUAUAUCGUGAGUGUGGCAAUGAUUGUGAGUAUGUAUUGUUAUGAUAAUGGCGACGGGUAAACGUUGCCGUAGUUGUUAUUUAAACAAACUAAUUGAUGUGAUUUUUUUUUUGUAUUUUAUAAAAAUGAAAAAAUGUAAAAUAAACUUUUUAAUACUUGAAG
Molecule: messenger RNA, 4056 nt
Organism: Diatraea saccharalis (sugarcane borer)
Lineage: Eukaryota; Metazoa; Arthropoda; Insecta; Lepidoptera; Crambidae
Source: the annotation of a GenBank genome assembly